Molecule: messenger RNA, 4309 nt
Organism: Cottoperca gobio
Lineage: Eukaryota; Metazoa; Chordata; Actinopteri; Perciformes; Bovichtidae
Gene: ggt7
Product: gamma-glutamyltransferase 7
Biological process (GO): glutathione catabolic process
Cellular component (GO): plasma membrane
Molecular function (GO): glutathione gamma-glutamate hydrolase
Source: RefSeq, a predicted model, not a curated record
AUUUAAGAAUAUAUCCUAGUGAGUUAUACAUGUAAAAGUGUGCAUUCGUGGUAUUCAGGCUGCAGCUAAAAUAUGUGAUUGAAUUCUAGCGAGCCAAGUCCGGUUUUACUGAGCUGUAACAUGAAGCUAACUUCCCUGCCGUUUGCUGCUGUCAUGAUUCACACAUAAUUGUAGUCUUGGUGACGGGAGAGCUACACUCACCUCACCCAUCACAAGCCCUAAAAUAACACCGUCAAGAACGUUUUUUAUUUGACUACGUGUAUUUAUCCGGUAGCGGUGGCAACCUACAUGACGGGGGAAUGCAUCAUCAUCGGAGCUACACACUCUUGUCUUGGCCUAUCCAAAAUAUUUCACAAGUAGAAACUGCAGUGAUCUUGUUGUAAGGGUGUUUAUAUCAUACAAGAAAACUACAAAUCCCUGUAGGGGGAUUGUAAUUUACUGGGACAUUAAAGAUCCCAUCAAGUAGAUUAAGUAAUUAUUCAGCCCCACAGCAACACUAGUGGUCCAUAAAGGCACCAUUACAGUUUUUUAUCUGGAUGACAGUAGCAGGCGUGUGACUGAUCAUCCUGGACAAGAAACGGUGACUGGAAAUAUGGAUAUCCUGCCCUAACUCCCUCCACCACACCCUAACAAUACAUAUAGAUUAACUGCAGGAUCAACAGUAGUCAUGCACAGCCCUGCUCAUGAAAUUGUGGCAGGGUACCCAAGUGGAUGUGCGGCGGAUAAAGAUGCCAAUCCGGAGACAAACCUGGGGAGUGCCUACUCUCCGGUGGACUACAUGAGCAUCACCAGCUUCCCCAGGCUGCCAGAGGAAGACGCACUGUCUGUGGAAAAUGCUCUUAAAUCUCGCAAAGGUGAUGACAACCUCAUGAGUGAGCAAGACACAGACCCAGAUUUGUUUCUGAAGUCUGCUCGCCUUCAACGUCUGCCCUCCUCAGCUUCCGACCUGGCUAGCCAUGACAUUGCAUCUCUUCGGGAGACCACCAGAGACCCCUUUACAGAAGAAUGUGCCUGUCAGCGAGAUGGACUGACGGUCAUCAUCACAGCUUGUCUUACCUUCGCAACAGGAGUCACUGUAGCUCUUAUCAUGCAGAUCUACUUUGGAGACCCACAGAUCUUUAACCAAGGGGCAGUGGUGACAGAUGUGGCCCAGUGUACAUCUCUUGGCUUUGACGUUCUGGGGAAACAGGGGUCCAGUGUUGACGCUGCCAUCACUGCCGCCCUCUGUUUGGGAAUCGUCCACCCUCACACUUCUGGUAUUGGAGGUGGUGGAGUUAUGUUGGUGCACGACAUCCGUAAGAACGAGACGAGGGUCAUUGACUUUAGAGAGACAGCACCAUCUGCCAUCCACGAGGAGAUGCUGCAGACUAACCUUGAUAUAAAUCCGGGCCUCCUGGUGGGAGUACCAGGCAUGCUCAGUGGGAUGCACCAGGCUCACCAGCUCUAUGGCAGAAUGCCUUGGAAAGAUGUGGUUACCAUAGCAGCAGAAGUGGCCAAAAAUGGAUUUAAUGUUACACACGACCUAGCUGAAGCUCUGGCUAAAGUUAAGGCAAACAUGUCGGACGCAUUUCGUGAUUUGUUCCUUCCCAACGGCCAGGCUCCCCUCUCCGGGCUGUUCACCAGACGUCUUGAUUUAGCGGCUAUCUUGGAUGCUGUUGCAGCUAAGGGGAUGUCAGAGUUCUACAGUGGAAACCUGACGCAGGAAAUGGCAGCAGCAGUGCAAGCAAGAGGCGGAGUGCUCACAGAGGAUGACUUUGGAAACUACAGCACAGUCUUACAGCAGCCAGCCGAGAUCAUCUAUCAAGGACACCAUGUGAUGGCAGCCCCGGCCCCACAUGCAGGUGUUGCCUUGAUCACUGCCCUCAACAUCCUGGAAGGCUACAACAUUACCAGCCAGGUGCCCAGGGGCAGCACCUACCACCGGAUUGCAGAGGCUGUAAAGAUAGCUCUUGCCCUCGCUAGUGGACUGGGAGACCCCAUGUAUGACACUACUGUCUCAGAGAUUGUCUCCAAGAUGCUGAGUAAAUCACAGGCUUCCAUACUCCGCCAGAUGAUCAACGACUCUCAGGCCUUCCCUGUCGGCCAUUACACUCCAUCAUUUACCUUAGAGAAGGGUGCAGCAGCUGCCCAAGUCAUGGUCAUGGGCCCAGAUGACCACAUAGUGUCAGUCAUGAGCUCUCUAAACAAACCAUUUGGCAGCGGGAUAGUGACUCCUUCAGGAAUCCUCUUGAACAGCCAGAUACUGGACUUCUCUUGGCCAAAUAAAACACAGGGAUCAUCACUCAACCCACAUAACAGUCUCCAGCCUGGGAAAAGGCCCAUGUCUUUCCUGAUGCCCACAGCAGUGAGGCCUGCCGUGGGAUUAUGUGGCACAUAUGUAGCCGUUGGAUCUUCCAAUGGAGAGAAAGCUCUCAGUGGCAUCACACAGGUGCUGAUGAAUGUUCUGUCUUCACGUAAAAAUAUGAGUGACAGUUUAGCAUACGGAAGACUCCACCCACAUCUGCAGCCCAACACCCUCCUGGUGGACUCUGAGUUUCUAGAUGAAGACGUGGAGCUGCUGCAGGCCAAAGGUCACAAGGUGGAGAGGAGAGAUGUGCUCUCAUUGGUGGAGGGCACCCGGAGAACCAAUGACCUCAUCAUAGGGGUGAAAGACCCCCGUAGUGCUGAUGCCUCCGCCCUCACUAUGUCCAAUCCACCGUAGUUCACCCCCUUGCCCGAUACUCACGCAUAAUUAAAAACGGGUAGAGUAACACUGUAUGAUUGAUGGUUAGUACAAGAGUAAAGAGGCUGCUCGUCAUCUAAUACACUAAACAUAAUUUAUUGGCCAAGUACGGUUGUUUGAGGGAAAUAAAACAGUCAACAGAAAGACAUGCAGCUUUGUCUGAGAUGACAUGGUAGAAAUCUGGUAUGGAUCCUCCGAUAGAUUUUUUUAUUAGUUCACACAGAAAACUACAAAGGAUCGCCAUCUCACAUAGCGAUGUUUGUAUGCACUCUCUCACAGCGUCGAGUAACGUACAGUUGCAGUGUAGAUGGUGUUCAAAAUGUAUGUACGACAUCACUUCAUGGCAUCAGUCAAAGUCUGCAGCCUAUAUUGCACAGAGCAGGGCGUGUUCAUACAUUCAGAUCUGAGGCACUCCAGGUCCACUUAAUGAAAGCAAUACACUCAAGAGGUUUCAAAUGAAUUUACUUAGUGGGCAUGAGAAAAAGAAAAUAGAAAAGUCUUUAAUGCUAUUUAAACAAUGUUAAGUGGCAGUUAGUUUUUAGCCUGUGAGGUACUGAGUGAUGAUGAACAAAUUGAUUCUUUGCAAGAAUGGGCGGACAUGAGAAAAGUAAUGAUUCCACACAAUUAAGCUACCAUUUACAUUAUGUGCAUGGUCCUCCACCUCUCUGCUUUGCGAUUCUUCCACUGCAUUCCACCAUAAUUUGAAAUAACACAUAGAUCACAAGGAAUGGUGAAGGUAAUAAUAUUUACACCACUGAUUUAUGGCUUGCAUUAUUGCACCUGAACUAGACUAUCCUAAACUGAACACGGAGUCUAAACCAUUCACUAUCCUGCUCUUUAUAUGGUGUGUAACUGUGAUUUAGAUGUUGUUUGGUACAGCUUCUGGAGUUUUAACUGUUGCAAACAAUCAAUGGCACCUUGGGACCCUGUUCAAACUAACAUAUUAUUAACACAAAAUAUUGCAUUCAGAACUAUCCAUUAAUUUUCUUAAACAGGAUUUGCUUCAGUUUCACAGGUGUUAAAUAUUACUAAUGAUAGUGUACAAGUGUAUUUAAAUAUAUUAUUUAAGAAAUUUUAGCUGUAGCAUGAUAUUGUUGACAUUUUUUGUUGUUUGAGCAGGGAUACUUGUUUUUAGAAUGGGAAUAAUCAGAUUCUUUACAGAUGGAUUGAAUGUAAAGUGUCUAUUUUUAUAUGAACAUUUGUUGGUCUGUUUACAUUAUUUCUACUGUUGUAACACAAUGCAUUCAUUCAGCUUAUUUUAGAAAUGUUAUGUUAAUUAUUUUUUGUAGAAUAUUUAAUGUAAGAACCAACAGCUUUUGUAAAGCAAUAUAUUCUAAAGGUGGUUCAAUUUAAUUCCAGGAUGUCUCAUACUGAUCAAAUGAGCCCAUAACCUUAUUGUCUCUGUUGUUUGGCACUAGUGCAAUAUGACUGUUAAUGCUUUUCCCCUGUACUUUAGAGUACCCUGCCUUAAGGCACACAUUUGCACAACAUCUGAUAUUUGAUUCCAUCCGCAUUUUAUCUGAUUUUAAUCAAAAUCAGCACUGUCCAAUCCCAAGAAAUAAAACGUUUGCACAUCUUAAUGUUGAA